GGGUUAGGUUAGAUGACAACCAACCAACGCCUCUAGCGGUAGCGAUUUAUUCCGGAGUUUGGAGUUCGCGCGGAUCUUCGUGUUAAAAUCCUCUUAAAGGAAAAAGAAAUUGGCAAAGAUUAUACCGGCAUUGUUUUUCUCGCCAUGGAGUUGACAUCGUUGACGAAACACCUGAACACGAUCAAUAUCCCGCGGAAGAGUGACAGGAUAUACAAGGAUGAGUGCGUUUACUCCUUCGAUACACCAGAUUCGCCCACCGGUUUGUACGUUAGUCUCACGUCUUUCCUAGGCUUGGGCCAGGACCAUGUCAUGUGGUACUACAAUAAGUCAUCGAAUCCUGUGUUUCUUCAUAUUAAACGUACAAAGAAAGAGAUUCCAUCUGACGAACAAGGAGAUGGACCUGAAAAAAAAAUUACACGGCUAGCAAUAGGAACAGCUGGUGGAUUCAUGCCUGAUCAACAGAAAUAUACUUAUGAUGAGGAGUAUAAUAUUAUCAUUCUACCUGAUUUCUUGUCCAUUCCUUAUCCUUCAAAUAAUUUACCUGAGAAGGUGGAACUUGCAGUCAAAACUAUAAUACAAAUGGAAAGUGCAUGGGCAGUAGCGCAAGUAGAAGCUGUAGCCAAUACAUGGGAUGGAGAGGUCAGAUCAGAAUCAAAACAUGCCGCGAAUUUGAAACAAUUAGACAACGGUAAGAAGAUCCCGCCGAGUGGUUGGAAAUGCGAGAAAUGUGAUCUUACGCAAAAUCUUUGGCUGAACCUGACAGACGGCAGCAUACUCUGCGGUCGCAAGUUUUACGACGGAAGUGGCGGCAAUGGCCACGCAGUCGAACGCUACCGCACGACGGGUUAUCCGCUGGCCGUGAAACUAGGCACGAUUACGAAGGGUGGCAAAGCCGAUGUAUACUCGUAUGACGAAGACGACAUGGUGGACGAUCCGAAUUUGACAGCGCAUCUGUCGCAUUGGGGUAUCAAUAUUGCGCAGAUGGAAAAAACGGAUAAGUCGAUGAUCGAGCUGGAAUUGGAUCUCAAUCAAAAGUUUGGCGAGUGGGUGUCUCUGCAGGAAGCUGCCAGUAAGCUUACACCGUUAUACGGCCCUGGCUAUACCGGAUUAAUCAAUCUGGGGAAUUCUUGUUACCUGAACAGCGUUAUGCAAAUGUUAUUCAUUAUUCCUGAUUUUAUCAAAAGAUAUGAGAAGAAAGCAUUGCAGAUAUUUCAGCAAAAUUGGCAUGAUCCAGCAUCCGACGUUAAUGUUCAGAUGGCGAAACUGGGCUUUGGCUUACUUUCUGGCAAAUAUUCAGAACCACCGAGUAAAUCUAGCACAGAUAAUGAAUCACAGCAAGGUAUUCCCCCGCGUAUGUUUAAAGUCUUGAUUGGUCGAGGACAUCCCGGCUUCUUUUCGAAUCGGCAACAGGACGCUCAGGAAUUCCUUCUUUACCUGAUUAAUUUACUCAAUCGCAACAGUCGGCACGAGGUUUGUCCCACGGAAUGCUUUAGAUUUAAAGUGGAGGAGAGAUAUCAGUGUAGCAAAUCUUGUAAAGUUAAAUAUACUUUACGACCGGAAUAUAUUCUGCCGCUGCCAAUACCGCUGGAGGCUGCGGUGAACAAGGACGAAGUGGCUGCCUACGAGGCCCAGAAAAAGGAAGCUGAAGCAAAAGGACAAAAGUUAGAUUCUAAUACUAUCGUAAGGCCCCGUAUAAAAUUGUCGUCGUGCCUCGAAAGUUUUAGUCGUUCGGAAAUUGUGGAACAGUUUUAUAGUUCGGCUUUGAACGAGAAGACGACAGCACACAAAACUACCAGAUUAGCUAGCUUCCCGGAUUAUUUAUUAAUCCAUCUAAAGAAAUUUACGGUGAAGGAAGAUUGGACGCCUAUUAAGCUAGACGUAGCGGUAGAGAUGCCGGACACGGUAGAUUUGAAAUUCUUGCGCGGAACCGGCUUGCAAACCGAUGAGCAAUUAUUGCCGGACGGCGUGACACCGCCUCCGCCUGUUUAUAAUGCGGUUCUCCUUGAACAACUAACAGAUAUGGGUUUUCCUCCGAAUGCGUGCAAACGAGCAUUGUACUUCACCGAGAAUCGUGACCUUGAGGCUGCGACCAAUUGGGUGAUGGAGCACAUCGCAGAUUCCGAUUUCGAUGAACCGUUUGUGCCACCGGGAGUUGAUCUCAAACAGAACGAAGAUACUUUUGUGCCGGAUCAAUCUGCUUUGGAGAGUGUAAUGGCCAUGGGUUUUACACGUGAGCAAGCGACAAAAGCGCUCAAAGCGACCAAUAACGACUUGGUGCGCGCGGGUGAUUGGAUUUUCAAUCAUCCGGCCGAACUCGAUGCCCAGGAAACGGAUUCUAUUGCGACGCCAAAGGUGGAGGAGUUUAGAGAUGGAAGCAGUCAAUACAAAUUAGUGGGUUUCAUAUCACAUAUGGGCACAUCGACAAUGGUAGGCCAUUAUGUUUGUCAUUUAUUGAAGGAAGAUCGAUGGGUGAUAUUUAACGAUGAAAAAGUUGCUUUAUCUGAAAACCCACCGAAAGAAUUAGGAUAUAUAUACAUGUAUCAACGGAUCCACACGGUUCCACAGUGAUCCAUGUAGUGUGCUUUUCUUUUGUAUAAAGAUAUAUUGCUUUUUUAACAAUAAAGAAUGAUACAAUUGCUCUUUAUAUUAUGUAUAUAUUGAAUAUAAUGAAAGUGCGCGUAA
This is a messenger RNA of Cataglyphis hispanica, 2682 nucleotides long. It is a transcript of the gene Usp5, whose product is annotated as ubiquitin carboxyl-terminal hydrolase 5. Gene Ontology annotation, molecular function: zinc ion binding; cysteine-type deubiquitinase activity; protein binding. The record is from RefSeq and is a predicted model, not a curated record. Lineage: Eukaryota; Metazoa; Arthropoda; Insecta; Hymenoptera; Formicidae. The transcript has 13 exons. Bases 145 to 2568 code for a protein of 807 amino acids. Gene Ontology annotation, biological process: protein deubiquitination.